This is a messenger RNA of Xyrichtys novacula (pearly razorfish), 7848 nucleotides long. The record is from the annotation of a GenBank genome assembly. NCBI's taxonomy places the organism in Eukaryota, Metazoa, Chordata, Actinopteri, Labriformes, Labridae.
CUUCCCCUACCAUCCUACGAAAAAUCCGGUAGCGACAACGUUGUUUCAUUGCGUCAUCAAUCUACGACUGUAUACGUAAAGUAUGGCACGUCUCUGCCUUUGAAUACUCACAUAGUUUGGCCAGUUCUCAUAAAACUGUGCAAGAAUGACAAUGGAUAUGACUUUCCUUGGGACCGGCUCGGCCUAUCCGUCCCCCCACCGCGGGGCCUCGGCUCUGGUUCUACGAACGGACGGGGAGUGUUGGCUGUUUGACUGCGGAGAGGGAACCCAGACCCAGCUGAUGAAGAGCCAGCUCCGAGCCGGUAAAUCCUGCCACCCUGGUUUAGUUAACCCUAUGAAGACUAUGAUAAGCAGUUGAUAUUGCUGUCUAUGAUGUACAUAUAGUUUCUUUCAUUUUUCUUUUUUCUGUACUUUCUGGAUACUUUUGAUCAGUUGAGAUUUGUCAUUGUAUAUGUAUGGAUUAUGCAGAGAUUAUCAUGGCACCUGUUGCUUGCAAUUACAUCCCCCAUUUUCUAUCCAGGUAGGAUCACCAAGGUUUUCGUCUCCCACCUGCAUGGAGAUCACCUCUUUGGUCUGCCGGGUCUCCUUUGCACUGUGAGUCUCAACACCAACCCAGACCCCCAGCAGACGCUCAGUUGUGUGGAAAUUUACGGGCCCCGGGGCCUCCGCCACUUUUUGAGAGUGACACUUGGCCUCACUGGAUCCCAGCUGCUUUUCCCCUAUGCAGGUAAGUCCAUAUACUAAGUACAAGCAAAAACUCCUCAACCUCAGAGCGAGAUUGUUAUAAAUACCUUGCACAGAGGCAAAUUAAGCUGCACCAGCAUCUGUUCAUUCAGUAGAGGUUACAGACCUCUUCUUCUUUAGCAUAACUUAAUUUUUUCAUUCUUAGACAACAUGCUUUGUUUUUAAUUCUAAUGUACAACACUGUCAUCUCUUAUAUUAUUGGAUCUUGCUGCAGUUCAUGAGCUGGAGCCCACGACUGACCAGAGUCCAGAGGAGGGUCAUCUUAGCCCAGAGGUGUGUAACUAAUUUUGUUUACUUUUUUUGCUUCCUGCCCAAUUAUACAACACCCCUGAAAAAGGCCCAAAUCAGCCUUGUUUAAAAUAUUAGUUUGAUUUAGUGAGGCUCUUCAUGUCUCCUCAGGCAACAGCAGAGUGCGGCCCUCUACACCCACAGGAGCAGCCGGGCAGGACAAUCCCUCUGAAUGUCUCCAAUGACUGUUAUCACCUCUUUGAAGACAAGAAGUUUGUUGUGAAGGCCUUCAGAUUGUUUCACCGCAUCCCAUCUUUCGGUUUCUGCAUUCAGGAGCAAGAUAGACCUGGAAGACUAAAGACUGAGGUCCUACGGGAACUGGGUAAAUGCACUUCAUGGGCUUUUGUGGUCCUUUUUCUUUACUCCAAGAACUUACAUGAAAAUAGUACCAAGGGCAAAUAAAAGGAUAAGACCACACUUUUAAAAGGGUGACUGUGUGUGCUGCUAAGUCUAACUCCACAAAGUAAUUCAUAUACCGCAUUUUAGAACAAUUAUUCCUUAAAAGCGGUGUGACACACGGCAUCCUUUUGUGUUACUUUUAGGUUUGAAACCAGGGCCUCUGUAUGGGCGACUAAAAGCGGGUGAGCCUGUAACUCUGGAGAACGGACGUGUGGUUGAGCCGAGUGAGGUUCUGGAAGAAGCCAUUCCAGGGAGGAAGGUCUGUAUUUUAGGGGACUGUAGCUCAGUUCUUGGUGAGGGACCACUGAGGCUGUGCAGAGGAGCGGACAUUCUGGUUCAUGAGGCCACACUUGGUAACGAACACAGAGAGAAAGCGGUGGACCACGGGCACAGUACACCUGACAUGGCGGCAGCAGUGGCUCGAGCCUGCUGUGCUCAGAGACUGGUGCUGCACCACUUUAGUCAGAGGUACAAACCCUGUUCUCUGCAGAAAGAGGGGGAUGAGGACCAUGUCUCAGAGCUUAAGAGGCAGGCUGAAGAGGCCCUGAAGGACAGUGGUAUAGAAGUGACUCUGGCUGAGGACUUUUUGACCCUAACCAUCCCUCUCAGAAGAUGAUAAUAAUGAUGUAUGAAGUAAAUGGUCUUUAUGAUCAGUUGUUUGGCCAACAGAGUUAUAAUCUUUCAAUAUAAAGUCUAAUUGGCAAAUGAUGAAACAAUGUCAGCACAAAGUUAAUUAAUCCCUCUAAAACUUGUGCUUGCCAUCACCAUCUGUGGAGUUCGUGCCGAUAGGAAGAGACAGAUUGUUUUUUUUUUUGGAGAACUUCUCGAGUUUUUGGUCAGAAUUUGCUCCAAAGCGGAGUUUGAAAUUUCAUCUUUGACCUAAAAACAGCAUUUGACAGUCUGACUUUUGAAAAGUUUCAGUGUUGUGAGCAUCUUUCCAAAGAAUGGCAGCCUCACAGUUUUCAAGUCCAAGAUGAAGUUUCAGCCCCAACUUGAGGGCUGUUCAACUAAAAAACAGACUUGAAAAAGCUGCUUGCAAAGUUGUACAUUUUUAACAUCCCCUUCAUCAGCUGAGCAAACUUCUACGGCAUAUGAAAUUUAUUGUGCUGGAAAAUUCUAGAAGAAAAUGAGUUGACUAUGAGCUUCAACCCUUGUUUAGUGACACUGAUUUUACUGACACUGGUCCAAACUAAACUGAGUAAAAGUUGUCUUAAUCAUGUUGCAUGAUUUCUACUGAAACUGAAACUUUUCCACAUGAAUUGUUUUAACGUUUCUAUAUUUUCUCUGUGAUGACGAAGAACAUGCGCUCAUCUCUAAACCUUUUCCAGAGCUUUAUUUCUGGAUCUGUACACAAGGUAUUAAAGUACAACAGAAAAUACAAAAUAAUGUUUAACAAAAGAAAAAAAAAAAAGAAAACAACUCAAUGUUUAUGUACAAUUCUUAUAAACAAUAAAGAUAGCUUCUUGAACAUUUCUCAUAGUGAAGUUUUGAUUGUCUAUAUUUCUGGAUAUACAUUUUUAAGUUUUGUAGGUUUUUAUUCACAAAGGUGUUCUCGUUUUCAUCAAAGGUCUCGAGUUUUUUUGUCUUUUUUCAAAACCACGACUGCUAUAUUUUUUUUUCCUUUUUUAAACUUCAAAACACAAUACAAAAUAUAAAAUAAAUUUGUUUAGUGCUUCCUUGCACACACAAGUCUCAUACCAGAGAGAUCAAUAAAAUAUCACAUUUUUGAGAGUUCACAGGGUGGUGAAAAAAACCUACUUCUACUACUUUAAUGGCCUUUACAUUCUGACAGUUUUUCUGAGUCUUUGUACAAACCACAGGUGAAAUAAAUAUCACUGCACCGCUAAAGCUAGAAGAGCUUGGAGGACCUACUGCAUUAUGCACAUUGCAUUAUAAGAGAAACUAGCUCUCCACAUACUCAGAGCAGCAGCCGUCCCUUUACCAUCAAGACAAAUAUAGACGACGACAUGUAAAAAGAGUUUUCAGAGGAAAGAAAGAUGAGCGUCUUUUACACAUGGCUGCAAGUUGUGAAUGCAAAUUUGCAACACUGGACUUAAUAUCAAUACGUCUUCAGGUAAAGCCGUUUGUCAGUGGUACACUUGAGAAACAGACCCAGCUGGCAUGCGUGGUUUCAGCUGAGUCCUGGGGGUCAUGACUUUCCAAAGAGAAAAAAUAAUUCAAACACCAAGUCAACCGUAAAAUUCAAAACCCGAAAUAUCUGUACAUAUCUACAAAUUAUUGCCUUUUGACAAGGAAUCAAAUUAAAAUCUUUGUAUCAACACAGAUUCACAAGUGUAAGAGGUCAGUAAUAGACUUUUUAAAGGCUAUUUGCUAAAUAUUUACAUGAGAAGCAGAAGUGAACAUCUCUGAUGAAGGGCAUGGGAACUGAAAAAGUUAAUCUUGAUGACUUAUAGGUAUGAAUCCUGUCUGUACACACAUCAUGAUGAAUGACUAAAUCUAUGAACAUGACAAACAUGAUGCACCCCUGAAACAAACUAAUUAUUCAUAGCACAAUGCAUAGAUAAAUUAAGUAAACACUACUACUGCAUCCAAUCAACUGACAAUGGCCCGCUUAACAUUUUACACUUCACAAUAAUGGACUUCAGUCAAAAGAAAGCAGCUCCAUUUCUGCUACAAGAACCCCAAAGAAACUGUUGACCAAAUGAACCAAUCCCCACCCCCACCCCCCACCCCAAUCCCCCAAGGUCUGCAAAGGUUGGAAAGAGGUUAAAUAAAAAGAAACAGAGUGGCUUAAAUAAAGACAUAAUACUGCUAGAAGGUUUACCCAAGGUUGCCAAGUGGUCUUAAAAUGGCAAAAAUUAAAUUAGGAGCAUAUUUUUACAUUAUCGUUACCACAACUUAAAGACAUGCACGACUAACCUUGCCUAAUAGUAGCACGAGUCAAAGAAUGUGUCUAAAAGAUUGAACAAAAUCUCACAAAAAAGCAAAAGAAUAUGCAAUAAAUACAUAACUUAUGGUGCCUGAUGAUGUGUUUGUUUAAAUAGCUAUUAACUUGAAGAUCUUUGCAUUGCUAUAUGGCUGUUCUGCUUUGCUUGUCUAAAUGAUACCAUCCUGGAUGGAAAAAAAAAGAUUGGAAAAAAGUAAUAAUAAAAAAAAGAUUGGAAAAAAAAGUUUAAAACUAAAACAAGCUGAUUCCCACUGUGUCCCUCUGCACAGGUAUUUCUCCUGUGUAGAUGUCAAGAAAACCCCAUUGACCAGGGUUUACAAUUUAGGUUUGACUACAUGGGAUUAAAAAAAUAACUGUCGCAGAAAUUCAACUGUUCCAGUUUGGCAACUUUGAAGAGUUUAAAAGGAAAACAAGUGGACAAGCUACAGACAAGCUUCCACAGGAGGAAAAAGGAAAACGAAACUGGAAGGCUUUAGCAGCUGAAGCUGCAAACACUUCCUCAUCUUCAAGCCAUCCUCCACGCUAGUGUUGCUCUUCAUUUAUUUGUGUGUAGCCAGGUUUCAUAAAGGGGGUAAAAUAAAACAUUUGCACCAGCCUGGAUACUAAAAAGUACCUGUAAACCAAACACUAAUUUAAGAAAAUAAAAGUACCACUUCAAACAACAAAGACAAGCAACUAAAUACUAACACGAGGCGGAAAAACAGCCAGUUUUGGCAGCUGGAAAGAAUGGCAGGAUAACAUACUGUAGCUCUGAAGAUGUUGUGUGUAGCUGUAAGGGAGGAAGAUACACAACUCUCCUACUGCAGCCUCUGGGCCCCACUGUACAUGGACGUUACACAUCUCAAGACCGCAAAACAAAAACAAAAUAAAUGGCUAUAUAAACUCUUGAGAGAAAUCAAGAUUUUAGUUCUAUAUGAUAGACAUCACUGAUGUCAUAUUACACAAAAAAUGAAAACAAAAAAGAAUAUUCAUAUACAUAUAUAUAUAAUAGAAUAUAUAUAUAUAAUAGAAUUUAAACAAAUUGGAUUCUCCAGUGAGGUCAGUCUUAUGUACACGUGGGAUGAGGGAUCUUAAAAGGGAAGAAUGAGGGAAGACAAUCUGGAAGAUCACUCUGACUGAAGUGCUGCAGUGUGCUGUGUGUGGUGCCGUGCAUGUGCUCCCAGAAACCCGUUGGGCUCCCCGCUGCCAGCCAAGCUCCCAAAGUCUGUGACGGACACCGCCAUUUUGGCGCCGGUGAUUCGGUGGUGAUGUGUGGCUGUCCGUCUGGCUUCAAAGUCCACCCCGAGGUUACCCACUGACACGUCAUUGAUAAAGGAGUCAGGCAGGGCCAUCUUGAGUCUCUUGGAGGGCCGCUCGCAGUCCUUGUUGACACACACUCCUCCUAGCUGGCCCAGGUCAGAGUGGUAGAAGCCGGCGUCAAGCAUGUUGAGGCAGUCUGGGUCUGCGCCGUUAGAAGGGAACCCAAGGGAUUCGUCGUGGUUCAGGGAUCCGCGAUGGAGACUUUCCAGGGGAGGGAAGCUGUAGGAAUCUAGGCAACUCACCUCUGCGGGGCUGCACACUGUGGCCACAGUGUUACUCAGGGCUGAAAGGAGACAGGGCAAAAAAUUAAUACUUUAUCACUGGAAACAAGAACAUCCUCUGGUUAGGAAACAUUCACAGAGGAGGGAAAUAAUGGCCGUAACAAAGUAGUGUUCUUAGGUUUCACUAUGAGAACUUUUAUCCCCACAAGAGAAGAUCUUAGUCUCCUAACUGACCUGUGAGGUCGCUGGCAGUGAUAGAGUUAAGCAAGCUGAGCUGUUGGUCUGUGGUGGUCUCCAGUCUCCCUCCUCCACCUGCUCCUGAACACACAGAGGAGGAACUGUCCACGGCCAGUCCCUCUGCUUCAUCCACCAGUCGGUCCAUCAGGUCUCUGUUUACAAGGGCAAGUGUUUUAAAAUACAUUUCUUCCAAAUUAACAGAGGUUAACUACGACACUGAGAGAAUGCCUACAACUGUUCUCCUACUUACGUUACACCGGGAUAGCUGCUGUACUUUUUCUUCCCAAACCGAUUCUGCUGGACAAAGAAGUCAAAGCGCUCUGACUUUUUCCACAUGUAGUAAAACGCCACACAUUCUGCUACUGUUCUCGUUGUGACCUGAAGAGGAUGAAGGAGCGGUUAAAAGAGAAAGAAAAAAAAAAACACUGACAGCUUUGUGUAGCUGUGAUUUCAUGUUUAUGUAAAAAGGAGAAAUUGCUAAGACUUACUUUGUGUUUCUGUAUGAGGUGAAAGUUCUUGUCGUACAUCUGUAGUGCAUGUUCAAAGUUCUUGCAUUCUUCUUCUGACCACGGUGGUGAUUUUUCUGAAAUGGAACCACAUUAUGUUAAUGCUGCAACACAGUUCAGAACCCAGGAUUUAAAUGCAAGGAAUAUGGUGCUGCCCAGCGGACCAAUCACAGGGCGUGAGGUGAGCAUUGUUUCAACACAGUGUGAGAUUUUUAGGACGUGCACAUCAGGCUACGGGUUCAAGGCUACACAAACCUACAGUGUAUCCUGUGGUGUAGAUACAACACACAAAUACAAAUCAAGCUAUUAACUCAAACAAGUGCACACAAUGAUGAUAAACAAAACAAAUACUGUGAUAAAAAUACUGAUUAGCAGAAAAUUGGAUCAAAAUGUUUUUUUGAUUCUUUGUUUUGUAGUUUUCUUAAGCCCUCCAACUGAAUAAGUGCUUCAUAAAUAAUCAGUUUUAGACAAUCUGUUAUACCACCAAUUACAACACCAGGUGAUCUAGAGAAUUUUUAACUGUUAAGUGUGAACUGUGAAAGCUGGGAAUUAAGAUUUACAGAUUGAGCAAUUCGGGUGCAUCUGUCUGCGACUUUUCAAUUUGUUUAAUGAUGAUCAGGGCUGAUGGCCUCCAAGAGAUAGAUUCCUUUAAAAAGCAGAAAUUACAUUUUCUUAGAAGACGCCUUUUCUUUUGCUCACCUUUUGAGGACUUCAUACGGCUGCAGUAUCUCUCAAGUGCUUCACGGGUGUUGUAGUUGCACUUGACAAGCUCAUGCAAAGCCUGAAAAGACAGUCAAACAUGAAUUCUGGAUAUGAAGAUAUCAGAAACUUUUAAAAUGACAACAAUUUUCACUUAGGACCCUGGAUGGAAAAUACAUGAGCCUGUUUAAGCUCAAAUAGGUUUUGAAUAUCCAACUUAAUUCUAUGUAAUGACAUAAACUGGAAGAACAAAGACCUGACUGACCUGCUCAUUGUCCCGGACAUGCAUCCCUGCUGUCUUUUCAUCUGUUGUCCGUGACAACACAUCAGACAGGAAACUCCUAACCUUGUUUUCUGGCAGUGUACCUGGGCUCCAUAAUAACUCGUCUUCGUCUUCAUAAGCUGCAGCAGAACAAAGUGAAUUACAAUGAGAUAGGUCUACUUGUUCAUGUUAAUUGUGGGAAGAAAAUGAUGGAUGCAAUCCCAAUAUAUCACACCUGAUAUACAUGCAAGAAAAACAAAAAUGAAGCAACAGUUACCUUUCUCC